Messenger RNA from Zingiber officinale, 1975 nucleotides. RefSeq names its product tyrosine-protein phosphatase non-receptor type 23-like. The record is from RefSeq and is a predicted model, not a curated record. NCBI's taxonomy places the organism in Eukaryota, Viridiplantae, Streptophyta, Magnoliopsida, Zingiberales, Zingiberaceae. The transcript is spliced from 3 exons. Bases 227 to 1771 code for a protein of 514 amino acids.
UCGAGCCGAGCUCAAGGCUCGAGCCAAGCUCAGGCUCACGGCUUCACGCCUUCUUCUUCCUUGACAGCUCCUAUAAACCUACCACCGCCUGUCGCUUCAGCUCCGCCUCUUCACGGUCUCCGUCUGCUGUCUCGCAUCAACCCACGCCGUCGCCGUCGGUCUCUUGUAAUCUUACCGUCGCCUGAGGAAAGCAACCGCCUUUCUCAAACUUACCAUCUCCGUUCCCAUGGCGUCGGGUGGAUCCUCCGAGAGGGCAACUGCCUCGAGCUCCAGAUCGUUUGAUUUCGGCUCCGACGAUAUCCUUCUCUCCUACGACGAUGCCUCAGCUCAGGAACCAUCAAAAGGAAGGCGAUCGGAUCCACCCGGGAAGGAUCUCCAUGACAACAGAAUGGGGAAAUCGUUGGUUAGAGUCUAUGAGCGAGAAGAUUAUUCCAUGGAGGGUGUAUUAUCUUCUGUCGAGAAGUGCAUGAAGAAAUAUGUUGAUAAUCUACAUCGAUCUCUUGAUGGUGUAAGUGGUCGUUUGACGCAGUUGGAGUUAGUUUGCUUCAAACUUGAAAGGACUGUUGGGGAACUGCAUGCAGAUUUCAUUCAAAAUCAGGGUGAAAAAGAUAUGAAGUUCAAAUCUUUCGAGAAGCAUCUUCAAGAAGUACAUAGAUCUGUUCAAAUUCUUAGAGACAAGCAAGAACUUGCUGAAACUCAAAAGGAACUAGCCAAGCUUCAGUUAGCGCAAAAAGAUUCUGCAGAUGCUAUUACACAAGCUGUUUCAGAGCCAAAUAGCGUAAAAGAGAAACCGGACACUGCCAACCAACAGUUGGUGCUUGCUCUACCUCGUCAAAUUGCUCCCACAGUUAUUCCGGUUGGUACUUCUCAGCAAGUUCAACUGUACAAAGAACUGCCUUUGUCUCAGCAAGCACCUGUUCCAUCUAACAUUCAACAAGACCACACUAUAACAAACCAAGCUGGCAAUUACUAUAUUCAGCAGUCAACAUUGCCGCGAGACCAACAUAGCCAAUCUGCACGACAUGAGCUGCACUACAUCCAUUCAAGACCUCAGCUUCAGGAUAGACCAAUCCAGGCAAUGCCACAACAACAACCGUCGGUAAACCGGAAUCAGCAUCUGCAAUUUCCACAAUACCAGCAGCAACUGCCACCACAGCACAAUCAGCAAUUGCCGCAACAACCUGCUUCACAGGCUCAAAUCAGAUCUCAACCACCACCGGUGUAUGCCCCAUAUCAAUCUCCAUCUCCCGUGGCUUCUGGUCCUGAAACCUUUCUUAGCAGCAUGCCUAUGCAGGGUCCUAAUCCAACAAUUACACAGGCUGGAGGGAUUCGUUCUGAAGCUUUUCCAUAUCGUUAUGGAGGAACAAACAUGUCAGUGCUACCGCCUCACUUGCAAAAUAACAUGCAGCCCCCAGUCAGCCAGGGUUCCUUCGCACCGCAGCCAGGCAAUGGUGGCUACAGCAGCACUGCAUCGCCACCACCAUAUUCCAUGCAAGGCUACAAUGCUGCUGCCUACAGCUAUCCACCAAGCAACCUUCCGGCUGCCAGGAACCAGCAAAUACCUCCUCUAGCUCAUCACUAUGAUUCUCAACCCAUUCGCAAUCACCCUUACGGAGAGAUGAUUGAGAAAGCUGUUAGUAUGGGGUUUGACAGGAAUCAGGUUACAAAUGUUGUCCAGAGGAUGGGCGAGAGUGGUCAACCAGUGGAUUUUAAUUCUCUGCUCAAUAGAUUGAAUGGACAUGCUGGUGGACCAUCCACUCGAGCAUGGUGAAACUCAACUCGGUGCAUACAGGGCAGUCUUUAGAUUCCUCCCCUGUACAAUAUGCAACAAUGUAGACUGAUACACAUACUGUUUUGUAUUCAUGAUGUUUGGAUCUGUCUUAAAGUUGGCUUAGACGAAUUGCUCUCAAGGAAGAACUUAUCCCUUGUUUGAAUAAGAAUAAGUGGUGAUACAAUAAAACAAAAAUCUGAGUCA